Messenger RNA from Clarias gariepinus (North African catfish), 1831 nucleotides. It is a transcript of the gene c25h7orf25, whose product is annotated as chromosome 25 C7orf25 homolog. The record is from RefSeq and is a predicted model, not a curated record. The transcript has 2 exons. The coding region runs from base 106 to 1404 and encodes 432 amino acids. Lineage: Eukaryota; Metazoa; Chordata; Actinopteri; Siluriformes; Clariidae.
CUCACACCGACGUAAGCGGCUGCUAAAACCAAGCGUAGAAGAAGUCGAUUGCUGCUUGUAACUACAGAGGGCUGCGGAACUUUCUCGAUAAAUAAAGUUACAGCCAUGGCUUUCAACCCGAUGCUCCAGGAGUGCAUCAAAACAGCCGAGGAUCUGCUGAAGCGAGUGGAUCUGCUGUGUAGCCACCAGAACCAGGAAGUGGAAGGUCGCGCCAAAUUGUGCAGCAAACUCCGUGCCGAGCUGAAGUUCCUGCAGAAAGUGAAAGCUGGGCAGGUCGCAAUCAAAGAGUCUCACCUGCAGAGCACCAAUCUGACUCACCUGAAAGCAGUGGUGGAGUCGGCCGAGAGCCUGGAGAACGUCAUUAGCGUUCUGCAUGUGUUCGCGUACGAGGGUGCAGAGGGACGGAAGCAGACACUUGUGGUGGACGUAGUGGCGAACGGCGGGCACACGUGGGUGAAGGCAAUCGGACGCAAAGCGGAGGCGUUACACAACAUAUGGCAGGGCCGAGGGCAGUACGGUGACAAAAGCGUAAUCCGGCAGGCGGAAGAUUACCUUGAGGCCAGCCAGCAGCAGCCCAUCCAGUACAGCAACCCGCACAUCAUCUUCGCCUUCUAUAACGGCGUCUCCAGUCCUAUGGCUGAUCGACUCAAAGAGAUGGGCAUCUCCGUCAAAGGUGACAUCGUCGCUGUGAACGCUGUAGUUGGAUCAGAUGAGGAUGAAGAAGAGGAUGACGAUGAUGAUGAUGACAGCGAUUCCACAGAGGAUGAGCCUGACGUCGAAGAUGGUGAUGAUGAGGGUGAGGAUGAUGAUGAUGAUGAAGUACAGCUCAUGAACACCCGCGUGGACCGAGACACUGUUGUGGCAAGCCUGGCGUUCCCAACCGACGUUAAGGUAACAGAGUGUCCGCGAGUAAACCUCGACAUCACUACUCUCAUCACGUAUGUGUCGUCUCUGAGUCACGGAAACUGCCACUUCACCUUCAGGGAGUAUGUUCUGACCGAGCAGGCGGCUCAGGAGCGCCAGGAGAAGGUGCUUCCAAAGCUUGACGCCUUUAUGGAAGGAAAGGAGCUUUUCGCGUGCCACUCGGCUGUGCACGACUUCCGCACCAUUCUCGACACGCUCGGUGGGCCGGGAGAACGCGAACGAGCCGAGAAGCUCUUAGCCAGGCUUACCGUCAUUCCCGAUGAGCCCUCGGAGCGCACGCAGCGACUUGUCGCCAGCUCCAAGGUCAACCAUAGGUCGCUUAUGAUCUUCGGUACCGGCGAUACUCUCCGCGCCGUCACUAUGACCGCUAACAGCGGGUUUGUGCGUGCUGCUGCUAACCAAGGCGUUCGCUUCAGUGUGUUCAUCCAUCAACCCCGAGCGCUGACGGAAGGCAAAGAAUGGAGAGCCACGCCCAUAUGAUGGCCCAAAAGUGCGAACUUAACCGAUCAAUCGAUCAUGCCAGAAGUGUGUGGAAUGACGUACAAUAGCACUUUAAAUGAUGUCUGAUUUACUCCAAACAGUUGCACGAGGCAGUUUUCGUUCUUAUGCUUUUAUACAGCUGUACAGAAGGUCACACAGCUGGGCUGCUAAUACAGACAGCAUUUAUGCAGCAUGAUUUUUUUUUCCAUUUCUAAACUCAGUGCCUCAAUUUAAGUUUGCAAAAACUGCAGACAAACCAAAAGACAUGCUGAAAUAUAAUGUCAAAAUUCAGAACCACAGUUAUAGAACUAUUUGUGUUUUUGCAGUCUUUAUGCUUGGAUGUGCUUCAUGGAAGUGUCAAUGUGUAUAUAAUUGUUUUUGUUUGUUUGUUUGUUCUGCAAAAAGUUCAAAUAAACAUUCAUAAAAA